GCCCAAACGUUAGUGUUCCGGGGUAGGUCAGUGUACACAGUGUAAAAAAUAUAUCAUUGUGUACUCUCUUACGUGUCUAUUAUACUGAGCACAGUGAGAGGCGGCAGAGGGCUGUUUUAUGAAGAAAGAGAGGCUCUGAAUACGGCACCGAGAUGAACUUCUUCAGAGGAGUGAUAAGUGGGCAGGCAGCCGGGCCGCAGCCGUCCGGAGCGGAGACGAUCCAGAAGCUGUGCGAUCGAGUUGCCUCCUCCACGCUCCUAGAAGAUCGGAGAGAUGCUGUCCGUGCUCUUAAGUCCCUCUCCAAGAAAUAUCGAAUGGAAGUUGGAACACAGGCAAUGGAUCACUUGAUUAACAUACUACAGACUGACAGAUCUGACUCUGAAAUCCUCGGCUAUGCUUUGGAUACGCUUUACAACGUCAUCUGCAAUGAUGAGGAGGAAGAACAAGAUGAAUCAGAAGAUGAGAGCGCACAGAAGCAGGCAGACGACCUCGGCCUCCAGUUUACAGACACGUUCAUCCAGGAUCCUGAGCACGUAACCCUGCUCCUCACUCUGCUGGAGGAGUUUGACUUUCAUGUGCGGUGGCCCGGAGUGAAGCUGCUGACUGCUCUGCUGAAGAACCAGGGUCCACAGAUCCAGGGUAUCAUUCUGGUCAGCCCCAUGGGUGUUUCCAGAUUGAUGGACCUGCUGGCAGACUCCAGAGAAGUAAUUCGCAAUGAUGGCUUGUUGCUACUUCAACAGCUGACUAAAAGCAACGCUGCCAUUCAGAAAAUUGUGGCAUUUGAAAAUGCGUUUGAGCGCCUCCUAGAUAUCAUCACAGAAGAAGGCAGCAGCGAUGGCGGUAUUGUGGUGGAGGAUUGUCUGCUUCUUCUCCUCAACCUGCUAAAGAACAACAGCUCCAACCAGAACUUCUUUAAAGAAGGCUCCUACAUCCAGAGAAUGAAGCCCUGGUUCGAGGUUGGUGACGAUAACUCUGGUUGGUCUGCACAGAAGGUCACAAACCUUCAUCUCAUGCUGCAGCUGGUGCGAGUCAUGGUGUCUCCAGUGAACUCUCCUGGAGCUACAGCCAGCUGUCAGAAGUCCAUGUUCCAGUGUGGCCUACUGCAGCAGCUGUGCACCAUCCUCAUGGCCACUGGUGUUCCUGCAGACAUCCUCACUGAGACCAUCAACACAGUUUCAGAGGUUAUCAGAGGCUCUCAGGUCAACCAGGACUAUUUUGCUUCUGUCAACGCUCCGUCAAACCCACCAAGACCAGCCAUUGUGGUGCUGCUCAUGUCCAUGGUGAACGAGAGACAACCAUUUGUGCUUCGCUGUGCAGUCCUUUACUGUUUUCAGUGUUUCCUCUAUAAAAACCAGAAAGGCCAGGGGGAGAUAGUUGCUACACUGCUGCCCUCCACCAUUGAUGCCAAUUCCAUCUCUGCAGGACAGCUGCUGUGUGGAGGCCUGUUCUCAGCAGACUCUCUUUCAAACUGGUGUGCUGCUGUGGCCUUAGCUCAUGCCCUGCAGGACAACCUCACCCAGAAAGAGCAGCUGCUGAGGGUUCAGCUUGCCACCAGCCUGGGCAAGCCCCCUGUGUCUCUGCUGCAGCAGUGCACCAACAUCCUGUCCCAGGGUGAUAAGAUCGUCCGGCGGGGCAGUAAAGUGCAGACCAGGGUGGGCCUCCUCAUGCUGCUGUGUACAUGGAUCAGCAACUGUCCGAUUGCCGUUACACACUUUCUGCACAAUCAAGAAAAUGUUCCUUUUCUGACCGCUCAGAUCUCAGAGAACCUGGGGGAGGACGAGAGGCUGGUGCAGGGCCUGUGUGCGCUGCUUCUCGGCAUCUGCAUCUAUUAUAACGACAACUCGCUGGAAAACUAUACCAAAGAGAAGCUAAAGCAGCUCAUCGAGAAGCGGAUCGGAAAGGAAAACUUUGUAGAGAAGCUGGGCUUCAUCACCAAACAUGAACUGUAUUCGCGGGCGGCUCAGAAACCCCAGCCCGUCUUCCCGUCUCCAGAGCAGAUGUUGUUCGAUCAUGAGUUUACCAAGCUGGUCAAAGAACUUGAAGGAGUGAUAACCAAAGCAGUUCACAAGUCUAGUGAGGAGGAGAAGAAGGAAGAGGAGGUGAAGAAGACAUUAGAGCAGCACGACAACAUUGUGACUCAGUAUAAAGAGCUGAUCAGAGAGCAGGACGCUCAGCUUCAGGAGCUGAAGGAGCAGGUGGCAUCCAUGACCUCCCAGAAUGAACAGCUGCAGGCUACAAUCACCCAGCAGCAGUCGCAGAUCCAGCAGCACAAAGACCAGUACAACAUCCUCAAGCUGAAAUUAGCUAAAGAGAACCAGGGUCAGUCCAACAGCCAGGGAGACGGCUCUCAGGUGAACGGGCUGCAGACAGAAGAGCUGACCCAGCUCAGAGAAGAGGUGGAGGAGCUCCGCAAACAGCACUCGCUACUUCAAACACAACUUGGUGAUAAAGAUGCUCUCAUCAGCAGCCUGAAAUCAGGAGCUGCACAGACAGCAGAGGGUCCAGCAGGAGGAUCAGACAACACAGAGCUGCUCCAGGAACUGGAGGCUUUAAGAAGUCAAGUUCAGUCCCAGUCAACAGAAAUCGGCCAGCUGAAGAUGGAGAGACAAGACCUGCUCAGAAGAGCUGAAGUUGGGUCCUCUGACACACUCCCCUCUAGUGACAGCUCAUUAGAUGCUGCAAAGAUGGCUGAACUGGAGAGCAGGCUGGGAGCGCAGACGUCUGAGAUGGAGAGACUAAAGGCAGAGGUAAAGAACCUGUCAGAGAGCCGGGCGGAGCUGGAGAAGCAUCUGGAUUCAACUACGAGCACGGUGGCCAUCCUGCAGACGGAGAAGGAGAAGCUGCAAACUGACGUCCAGGAGUCCAAGAAGGAGCAGGAUGACCUGCUGAUGUUGCUGGCAGACCAAGACCAGAAGAUCACCAGCCUGAAGAAGAGACUCAAAGAGCUGGGAGAGACGUUAGACUGUGACCCUUUCCUUGCAGGUGGAAGAUGAAGAUGACCUCGACACCAGAGACCAGACAGACGACGAUGAUGAGGAGGAUGAAGAUGAGGACUAGAGAAAAUCAGUGAAAGGAGAAAAAGGAGAGAAAAGACUCUGCAGAAACGCACCUGAGAAACUGAGUAGGACUAAAAUAUGGAAGCAGUUUCUCGUCCAGGCUGCCAUGCUGUCUUCUUCUGUACCCCAACACAUGUAUGUGUUAGUUUUUGGACAUUUUUAGUUCAAGAUGACGAUGUUCUUUCCAAAAACUCAAUUUUCAGCGACAGCUGAGAGAUUUAAACAUGUCAGUGUAUUCAUCUCUGCUGCAUUCACCAUCAGUUUGUGAUGGAUUUUAUUAGUUUUUUUUGUUUUUCUAAUGUACUGUCACAUAGUUCCUAAUCACAGAAAAACCCUUAAGUUAAUUUUAACACAUCUGGAGAAUUUGCAGAAGCGGAUUUAAAAUGUGUCACAAUGCAUUCUCAUUUUUCCCCAUCCUGCACUGCUGCCCUCACCAGUACAAGCACCUGCAGCAUUGGCGUCACCUGCACUUCGCCCCCCGAUCAGUUCGAGUUCAGCGUCACAGUUGUUCCAUUUCACUGACUGCUCUGCAAUAUGCUGCAAAACACUGAUGGAAAAGAUGUAAAGAGACAAAAAAGACAAAUAUUUUUGCAACUUUUUGUCCAGUACUGGCAUCCAGCUUCUGUAUGAUAUUGUGUAACUUAUCACUUUAAGAGCGACAUUGAAAUGAAUAAAGAAUCUAUCUGUAUGGAGGAAUAAUUGUAGAUAAAUUAAAUUUUACUAAAUCCAUAAUAAGACCUGGCUGUUAGGAUUUUUUUUUUUUUAAUUUUUUUAAAUUCGAGUGUUUUAAAAAAAAAAUGUUCACGCUGAAUGUUUUCAUGCCAAAUUAAUAACACUAAAUGAUUAGUGUCUGUCACUAAAACCUGAAAAGGAGGCAUGGCGGGACAUCGUAUAUUUACUGAGAAUAAACUGUUGUACCCUCA
Pelmatolapia mariae (spotted tilapia) is the source of this 3979-nucleotide messenger RNA. RefSeq names its product USO1 vesicle transport factor (gene uso1). Gene Ontology annotation, molecular function: protein binding. Gene Ontology annotation, biological process: endoplasmic reticulum to Golgi vesicle-mediated transport; intracellular protein transport; transcytosis. The record is from RefSeq and is a predicted model, not a curated record. Gene Ontology annotation, cellular component: ER to Golgi transport vesicle membrane; cytoplasm; Golgi membrane. The transcript is spliced from 26 exons. Lineage: Eukaryota; Metazoa; Chordata; Actinopteri; Cichliformes; Cichlidae. The coding region runs from base 153 to 2993 and encodes 946 amino acids.